Anthonomus grandis grandis is the source of this 1457-nucleotide messenger RNA. RefSeq names its product zinc finger protein ZPR1 (gene Zpr1). The transcript has 7 exons. Gene Ontology annotation, molecular function: zinc ion binding. The record is from RefSeq and is a predicted model, not a curated record. Bases 70 to 1407 code for a protein of 445 amino acids. Gene Ontology annotation, cellular component: nucleus; cytoplasm. NCBI's taxonomy places the organism in Eukaryota, Metazoa, Arthropoda, Insecta, Coleoptera, Curculionidae.
GUCAAUGUCAUUCAGUAUGAGGUUAUGUAUUUGUUUUGAUCGAUUUCUUAUAUUGUAAUUUAUCAAAAAAUGAGUGAUAACGUGCCCCUUUUUCGAGACUUAAAUGCCGACGAUGCGGAUCCGGAGGCCACCGUAGUAGAGUCGAUGUGCGUUAACUGUGGGGGCAACGGCCAAACCAGACUCCUCUUGACAAAAAUCCCCUUUUUCAAAGAGGUGGUGCUGAUGUCGUUCAGUUGUGACCAGUGCGGUUUCGAAAACAACGAGAUCACUUCAGGCAGCGUCAUACCUGAGAAAGCGGUAAAGAUCACCCUGAAGGUUAACGAUAAGGCCGACCUGAAAAGACAAUUAGUCAAAAGUGAUCAUACUCGUGUGGAAAUACCCGAGUUGCAGUUUGAAAUUCCUUCUAAGAGUCAAAAGGGAGAAAUCACUACUGUGGAGGGUGUCAUUGAUAGAAUCAUUAGGGGGUUGCAACAAGAUCAACCUCAAAGGAGGGAGGAACAUCCGGAGGUUGCCGAAAAAAUUGAUGGUUUUAUUAAGACCCUCGAGGAGUUAAAAGACUUUGAGAGGCCAUUUACUUUGAUUCUCGAUGACAUAUCGGGUAAUAGUUUCAUAGAGAACCCGAUCGCCCCAAAAACAGACCCCAAUUGCACCUACGAAUAUUAUCGCAGAAAUAAAGAACAGGACCACGAACUGGGUAUUUUUACCCAAGAAGAGGUCACCGGGGAAAAAUCGAUUUUGCACCCCAUUAAAGAGGGCGAAUACUCCUUGGAGGAGAUCCAGGGCGAGGUGCUGCAGUUCCCCACCAAUUGUCCCAGCUGCGGUUCACCAUGCGAAACUAACAUGAAGAUGACCAACAUUCCUCAUUUUAAGGAGGUCAUCAUCAUGGCCACCGUUUGCGACGUCUGCGGCAUCAGAACCAACGAAGUAAAGUCCGGCGCCGGAAUCGAACCCAAGGGGGUCAAAAUCGAGGUACUCGUAAAGACCAAAGAGGACCUCACCAGGGACGUACUCAAGUCCGAAACUUGCGAAUUGGCAAUUCCCGAGUUAGAUUUGACCGUGGGACCCCACGCUUUAGGCGGAAGAUUCACCACAGUCGAAGGUUUAAUUGUGGCCAUAAAAGAGCAACUCAGUGAUCCAUCUACUGCUCAUAUUUUUGGCGAUUCUGAGGCCCCAGAGACCAAAGAGGGCUUCUCGAAGUUUCUGAGUCAGCUCGAUGAGGUUUUGGAGAAUAAAUCUUGUGUCACACUUGUAUUGGAUGAUCCUUGCGGAAACAGUUAUAUCCAGAGUAUGAGAGAUGACGACCAGCCAGAUGAGCGACUGAAAAUCACCCAUUACGAGAGAACAUUUGAGCAAAACGAGGAACUGGGCCUUAACGAUAUGAAAACUGAAGGGUACGAGGAGCACUGACACGUUCUGUUAAUAAAGUUUUACUCAGAAAUAUAUUUUAUGUAAUCUUA